This is a messenger RNA of Bombus terrestris (buff-tailed bumblebee), 3060 nucleotides long. RefSeq names its product transformer-2 protein homolog beta. The record is from RefSeq and is a predicted model, not a curated record. Lineage: Eukaryota; Metazoa; Arthropoda; Insecta; Hymenoptera; Apidae. Gene Ontology annotation, molecular function: RNA binding. Gene Ontology annotation, biological process: positive regulation of mRNA splicing, via spliceosome. Gene Ontology annotation, cellular component: spliceosomal complex. Bases 142 to 1056 code for a protein of 304 amino acids. The transcript is spliced from 4 exons.
CAUCACUUCCGGCUGUUACCCGCUGAAACGGUCUAAGGAUUGUACGCCAUUAUUGCAUACGGACGCUACACUGCACUAUUCCAAACAUUUUGACCGGUUUUUGCUACAUUUAUCCUAUUCAUUCAUAGUUGAAGAUCUAUAAUGAGUGAUAUCGAGCGGAGUGGUAGUCGUAGUGCAAGUCCUAGAAGACCAAGAACAGCAGAUGGAGGUUUAAGAGACUCACGUUCACAUUCAAGAUCACGUAAAUCACGGGAACGUAAAGAAUCUCACCGACCAGUGAAAGAAUAUUCACGAUCACGAAGCCGUUCAGUUUCAAGAGGAAGAAAGUCAUAUCGCAGUAGCAAAUAUGCUAGUGCUGGUCACCGUGGUAGUAGUCGCAGUCGUAGUCGUUCUCCUUAUAGGGGUGGUCGAUAUUCUCGAAGCAGGUCUCGAUCAUACUCUCGUUCCCGUUACUCUCGUGAACAUGAUAGGAACAUUUAUCGUUCACACUCUCGGAGCCCCAUGUCAUCUAGACGACGUCAUGUUGGAAACAGAGAUAAUCCAUGUCCUUCCAGAUGCUUGGGUGUAUUUGGGCUUUCCAUUUUUACAACUGAACAACAAAUACAUCACAUUUUUUCCAAAUAUGGACCUGUUGAACGUGUACAAGUUGUAAUUGAUGCAAAGACUGGACGAUCGAGAGGAUUCUGUUUCGUAUAUUUUGAAUCAUCUGAAGAUGCUAAAGUAGCAAAAGAACAGUGCACAGGGAUGGAUAUUGAUGGUCGAAGAAUAAGGGUAGAUUUUUCAAUUACACAAAGAGCUCACACACCAACUCCAGGAAUUUACAUGGGAAAACCUACACAUUUACAUGAUAGAGGAUGGGAUGGACCCAGAAGACGAGAUAGUUACAGAGGAAGUUAUCGACGUUCACCUAGCCCAUACUACAAUCGCCGUCGCUCACGCUACGAUAGAUCUCGAUCACGCUCUUAUUCACCACGUAAGUUUACUUUUUGUUCUGUCACACGACCUAAUAUAAGCAGUCUACAUGGAUAUGUGUCUCCUUUAAAAAUAUUUACAUAGCAUUUAAUCAAUUAAGAUAAUUAGAUCUAACAAAAUACAAAAAUUCAUUGAUUUAAUAUUGUAUAAUUCGCCAGGAUUCGCAUUUAUGAACCUAAAAAUACAUUAAAUUAUAAAAAUACUUUAAACUUAUUCAUAAAAGAUUAAAUUAAAUGUCAAUUAUAUAUGCUAUUAUAUACAUAUAUAGUAUAUAAUAUUGAAUUUAUUGUAAAAUUUUAAAUAAUAUUAAAAUAUUUAUCAACUAUGAAAUCUAAUGUUUUACUUGAGUUUAUUUUAGUUUAAAUUAUUUUCAGAAUUUUCAGAACUAUUAAUAUACAAAACAUUAACAUAUUUUAAAGAGUUGCAUGCAAUAAAAUUUCACUGUUUGAAGUGCUUUCUCACAAAGAUUAGCUUUUUUUGACUAAACUGAAGAUACUAAACAGUGUUAAUAUAUUUCUCCUAUUCAGUGUUGUAUAUAUAUAUAUAGCUAUAUUUUAAUGAAUGAAAAACUGUAUAUUUACAUAUACAGAAUACACAUUUGAACACAAUUGUAAGUGAUUUUGAAAUUUAUAUAAUAAUUCACUUAUAACUGAAGUUCUUAAUUUAGAUUCAUAUUUUCGUAGACCGCUUAUAUUUACUUCAAGAAAAAUGUUUAAGUACAAAUAAGUAGUUAAAUUAGCAAGAAUGGAAGACAGGAGCAUCAAGGAAUGCAUCCGAUAAAUCGUACGGUAGUAACUAAGUGUAACCCGUAACAUGGGUCAAACAAUCAUAGUUUUUGUUGCUUAAUGAAUUUCAGGUCGAUAUUAAGUGACACGAGUGUGAUGCGAGAGGCCAGGUGUUUGGGAGACCAUUUGUGUGACUUGACCCUUUGACCUCAAAUUUCUUCUAACAAUACUGUACCGGGUCAAAAAAUGCAAACGCUACAUUCUUACUACUAUUCUUACCUUACCUAGUUCUGCAUUAUAUGCAAUUAAUAUACGGCAUUUAAAUUACGAUCGUACAAUAUCAGUUAAUCAAAUAAUCUAAUAUGCAAGGAAGUGUAGUAUAUUCUUUGCAUGAAAGAGUAAGGUUAGAAUGGACGCAAACAAAACCUUAUUUUCACAAUGUUUCAUUUCCUAAGAAAUUGUUAUGAAGAUAAGGUUUACGUAUUAUAAUAUGAUGCUAAUAUGUGAAGGUUGGAAUAUAAUUGUUUCUAUCUUUCUUUGAUUUCAAUUUAAUUUCAAUUUUGCUUAAAAAUUAUAUUCCAGCCAUUCUGUUUUUUUAAUAUAACUGCUAAAACGUGUUACAAAUCAGGAAAAAAUGUGGUAUUGCUAAAUGUUUAUAUAAAAAAGAAAAGUAUAAAAAUAUGGAAAGACCGAAAGACAUACAGAAAAGAAUGAAACAAAACAAAAAUAAAAUUAAAAAUAGAAGUAAGUUCUCUAACCUGUUUGUUUGUUUAUAAGGUUUUGAAUCAAGAGGUAUUGGAUGAUAGAGGGAAGUUUGAAGUUUCACUCUGAAAAAAUGAAAGUUUUGAAAAGUUGAAGACAAGAUAUCUGAAGAUGUUUGUCUUGCUCGAAUUUCGAAGAUCCGAAGGUUUUUCGCGCUUGUGACAAAGAAUAUGAUCCGAAUCGCAUUCCUUACCGGCUGAGAAGUCUCAAGCCUAGAAGAACUGCAAGCCUCAAGACAGUAAGAAAUCGUUGAUCGUCAGGCCCCCGACCUGGACAAGCCAGUGGUUGGGGGUGAAACUGGUCGAACGUUUCAGAAAAUGUUCAAGAAGCAUCGAAAUCUUUUAUGAGUAGGGAAGAGCGUAAGCUGCUCCAAGGUUUAUACCGAUCAUAUUCUUUAUCAGUUGAUUUGGUUAAAUAAUAUAUCCGUAAAUAGGUGUUAUAUAAUAAAUAAACAUAUAUACCUUCGCCCUUAUUCCCUCCACCAUCCUAAAACCUCCUAUUUAUCCUUAAGGGUAACAUCCUAUUGUUUUCACUUUGUAUAGGAAUAAGCAGCGGCAAUUCGAAUUGAAACAAUUAAUAAAUAGUGUUUUUUUAAUAUAAA